Molecule: messenger RNA, 565 nt
Organism: Rubroshorea leprosula
Lineage: Eukaryota; Viridiplantae; Streptophyta; Magnoliopsida; Malvales; Dipterocarpaceae
Source: the annotation of a GenBank genome assembly
GUGGGACUCUGAGACAGAGAACUUGCAGCAAGGAGCAUAGUUGCCGAGAUUGCAGAAAUGGCUUCGAUGACCAUGACAGCCUCACUCCUACCAACCUCGAGCUCGGCUCUUACCAAGCUUCCUUCCACAACUGCUCGCCGAGGGCUUGUUGUGGUCAGGGCUCAAAGUGAGAAGGCCAGCUUGGAAGUGAAGAAUGUUGAGAUGAAGAAGGAAGAGAGCAGUGGAAGGAGGGAGUUGUUCUUUGCAGCUGCAGCUGCUGCUGCCUGUUCCAUUGCCAAAGUUGCCAUGGCUGGUGAGGAGCCAAAGGCUGGCACCCCUGAAGCUAAGAAGAAGUACGGUCCUAUAUGUGUCACAAUGCCUACAGCUCGUAUCUGUCACAAGUGAGAAAAUCUGAAUGUCCUUAAUUUAUGUUUCAUUGAUCCGUGGUUCAUGUAAAACUUGUACGAACUUAUGUUUCUAUUGCAAAAUCCCAGUUACAUUCUGUUAAAAAUUCCAUCUAGAUUGUUAAACAGUAUACGAAAAAUUCCAACUUAAAUCACAAUAUGUAAAGCUCGAUUCUUGUAGA